Molecule: messenger RNA, 3198 nt
Organism: Anguilla anguilla (European eel)
Lineage: Eukaryota; Metazoa; Chordata; Actinopteri; Anguilliformes; Anguillidae
Gene: fkbp10a
Product: FKBP prolyl isomerase 10a
Exons: 10
Coding region: 379-2058 (559 amino acids)
Molecular function (GO): peptidyl-prolyl cis-trans isomerase activity
Source: RefSeq, a predicted model, not a curated record
UCUCACUGUUAAUGUUGACAAGUGAGUUGUAAGCAGAUUCCACGGGGGAUCAGGACGUUACAGCCUAAAACUAGGAAGAGAAAUAGUUACGCCCCAAAAUGGCAAAACGGCUAGCCAAAACAUGUUGCUAGCCGAAGGCCACUUAACACGUUUACACAAACUGGGAAAAAAGGGGGAGCUUGCAGGGAUGCCCCCUCCCCCGAGUGGAAAUGAACGCGGUAGUCUAUGCGUAGUGAAGUUAUGCACUUCUCUUCAGAAACUAUAUGCAGACAGGCAGCUGUGGAGGGGUCGCAGCAAUCUUACAAAUAGAUUCGACCAGCUUCAUUUUCAGAACACUCAAGAGACACAAACGUAGUUUGACAGAAUAAUUUAUUUAAGAUGGAGGCGAGUUAUGCAUUGCUUUUUCUUUGUUUCACAGAAGUAUUUGUGGGUUGUCAUACCAACCCGUUAGAAGAUGUUAUUAUUGAUCGAUAUGACAUACCCAGAGUUUGUCCUAGAGAAGUUCAAACGGGCGAUUAUGUGCGUUAUCACUACAACGGGACGUUCAUGGAUGGAAAGAAGUUCGACUCGAGCCGUGACCGCGGCGUCCCCUUCGUUGGACAGGUGGGACUCGGUCGCCUCAUCACAGGCAUGGACCGCGGGAUCCAGGGCAUGUGCGUCAACGAGCGCCGGAAGGUCACCGUCCCCCCUCACCUGGCGUACGGCAGCCUGGGAGCAGGGAACGUGGUCCCACCGGACACCAUAUUGGUGUUCGACCUGGUCCUGCUGGACAUCUGGAACACGGAGGACAAGGUGCAGACAUUCACCCUGAGCAAGGCGAAGGCCUGUGAGCGCACCGUGGUGGCCUCUGACUAUGUCCGGUACCACUACAACGGCACCUUGCUGGAUGGGACCACUUUUGACUCCAGCUACAAAAGGAACCGGACGUAUGACGCCUAUGUUAAGCAGGACGAGCUCAUCCCGGGGAUGGAUGAGGGUCUUCUGGGCAUGUGCGUGGGGGAGCUGAGGACCAUCAUCAUCCCGCCCUUCCUGGCCUACGGAGAGCAGGGAUAUGGCACAGAGGUCCCCCCCCAGGCCAGUCUGGUGUUCAGUGUGCUCCUGGUAGACCUGUUCAACCCCAAGGAUGACAUCACUAUCGAUAACCAGGAAGUGCCCGAGCCCUGCGCCCGCAAGUCGGUGGCAGGCGACUUCAUCCGGUACCACUACAACGGCACAUUCCAGGACGGCACCCUCUUCGACUCCAGCUAUCAGCGGAACCACACCUACGACACUUACAUUGGCAUGGGCUACAUCAUCUCUGGGAUGGACAAGGCCCUGCAGGGGGUCUGCAUGGGGGAGAAGAGACGCAUCACUGUUCCUCCUCAGCUGGCCUAUGGGGAGAAUGGAACAGGAGACAUCAUCCCCGGCUCAGCUGUGCUUAUCUUUAACGUCCACAUAAUUGACUUCCACAACCCCAGUGACCAAGUGGACAUCAAGGUCACCUACAAACCAGCGGAAUGCAACCGUACAACUGAAGACAAUGACCUGAUCAAGUACCGUUACAACUGCUCUUUGAUGGACGGCACACUGCUCUACUCUUCGGAGAACAAUGGCAAACUACAGGAGACUGUUCUUGGGGAGAACAGGGUGAUCGAGGGUUUGGACAAGGGCCUGCAGAACAUGUGUGUGGGAGAGAGGCGAAAGGUCAUCGUUCCCCCUCAUCUGGGCCAUGGAGAGUAUGGAGGAAGUGGCGUUCCUGGCAGCGCUGUGCUGUUCUUUGAGCUGGAGCUGACGGAUCUCCAGAAGGGGGUGCCAGAGGGGUACAAUUUUGUAUGGCUGAAAAACACCCCACAGCAGAUCUUCCCGGCCAUGGAUAUGAACAGUGACAAUGAAGUACCCCUCGAGGAGUUCUCCACCUUCAUCAAGAUGCAGGUGGCGGAGGGUAUAGGGCGCCUUCGACCCGGUCAGGACCCCGACGCCAUCAUCAAGGACAUGUUCGCCAACCAGGACCAGAACGCGGACGGCAAGAUCGUCCUCGCGGAGCUGCAGGUCAAAGUGGAUGCGCACGACGAGCUGUGACAGACAGAUGGACGCGCAGAGCGCUGGAUAGGGGGCAGACGCGCCUGAGACUCGCAUCAACCAACCAGCACCCAGAGAGCAGUCAGCCAGCUGCCAAAAUGAUCUCAAAACAUGGCUCCUUUAAUAGAGGGCUGAUCGGACACAUAUCACCAUUUUGACGGAGGUCUGGAGCCAAGUAUUGCUAUUACAGCAGCCUGUCUUAAAAAUAAAAACCAUUGGCACAGCGAAGGCAGCUGUACUUUACAGACUGAUUUAACUUUAAGCGAUUUUGGAUCUUGAGCCUGUUCCACACACUGUCCUCCCAGGAUGAGGUUGUGGGCCUUGGGUGGCUCAGUGCACCCAAGAGGUUGUCAAGUUCAGUCCUGGGGGGCCCCUGUGUAUGCUGGUUUUCAUUACAACCACUAUUGCAAUGCCAAAAUUUUAACAAUCUGCUCAUUUUGCUUAAUUAUACUUUUUAUGCUUUGAGGGAGUUUGACGACCUGUCCAAGGUGUAUUCCUGCCUCUCGCCCAAUGCAUGCUGGGAUAAGCUCCAGCACCCCCCACAACCCUGCCCAGGAUAAGUGGGUAUAGAUAAUGGAUGGAUGGAUGGAUGGAUGGAUGGAUGUUUUCAGCGAUUAUUUACCCCCUUAGGCCACAUUAUGUCAGAAAUAACUAUCCAUGCCAUGAAAAAUAGUCCCAUACACACAUUGUGCUGUAUUAAACACUUACAUACAGAGACGUAUAAAAAUGUACUGAUAAAAUUAGACUGAGGUGAAUUAAUAGGCUCCUAUAAGGUGAAAGUAUAGACACAUGGCUAAGACCAUUAACCUAAAACUAGCUAAUGAAUUAGAAGACAAAGAAAACGAUAAUGAGCUAAACCAUAGCGUCAAGUUUAAGGAAAAAAAUUAUCGAACUCAAAGACGUGUUCAACAACUUUAACUGAGCAAGAGGCUGUCACAAAAGGGCUGUAACAAAAACCAGCAUACACACGGGUCACCUAGCAACGAGAAACGCUGGCACACCUGGUUCUCUCACUACCCCCUCCAAAAAUAAAAAAUGAAUUGCAGUGGGUUGUAUAUUUAGUGUGGGUACUUUUUCAAAGCCGUGUAUUGUGUGUUCUCAGAUCAACUGUGGUUUCUAAUAAAACAAAGCCAAAACCUC